Molecule: messenger RNA, 1972 nt
Organism: Olea europaea var. sylvestris
Lineage: Eukaryota; Viridiplantae; Streptophyta; Magnoliopsida; Lamiales; Oleaceae
Exons: 8
Coding region: 387-1832 (481 amino acids)
Molecular function (GO): DNA binding
Source: RefSeq, a predicted model, not a curated record
GAUAUCAAUACAAUUAUAGUAUUGAUCGGGUUGAUAUCAAAUUGAUUGACAAGCAAACAAAAUAGAUGAAUUAGAAAUUAAAACAAAACGAAAUAGAGAAGAAUGAAAUUCCAAGCAAAAAACUGCAAAUCGACAUCAAGAAUAAUUAUACACAGGACAGAAUUUAAUUCUCUCUUGACCAAGAAACAAUAAAUCUCUCUUUGGUCUCCUCUCUCUCAUAUGGGGUCUUCCAUUUAGAUGCUUAUCAAUUUAAGAUCUGAUGCAACCCACAAAGAUUCUUUCUUGAUCUAGGAUUUCUCGAAUUCUCCGCCAAUUGUGGGUUGAAAUAAAAUGUUGAAGGAAUAAUUGAAAAGUAAAAAACCCAGGAAAAAUUACGCAGAAGCAUCAUGGAAGAAGAAUUAUACGACAUGCAUUCGGAGGAUGAUAAAGCUCUUCCUGAGAAUAAUAAGAAAAGGAAAGUCAAGACGCGUGCUCAGGUUGAAGCGUUGGAGAAACUUUAUAAUGAACACAAAUAUCCUACAGAAUCGUUAAAAUUACAGAUUGCCGAGUCAACAGGAUUGACAGAAAAGCAAAUUUCUGGGUGGUUUUGUCAUAGAAGGUUGAAAGACAAGAGGUUGUCAAAUGAAAAAACCUAUGAAUUUGGAAGGCAGGAUCGUUCAAGCAGAGGUAUACAGGAUCGGGGCAGUGGACAUAGGCAAGAUUCCUGUGGUAGCACAAAGCAGGGAGAUGAUAGGAAUUCUGAUACCAGGGAAGUUGAAAGUGGGAGGUUAACUGUCCAAGAAUUUUCUGCUGCAGAGCUUACUUAUGAGCAUGGCAGUCACUAUACUGGAAACUAUGAUCCUACAGAUGAUGCAUCAUCAGGAAGUAGUUCUUUGAUAAGGAACAUUUCUUCCCAUCCUAACAGGGAUCCUUCUGAUAUGGCAACCUCAAGGUACCUAACACCAAAGAUUCCUGUGGAUGCCAAGCAUGUAAAAUCUAGGCCUGGCCCAUCUGGUUACUUGAAAGUGAAGGAUCAGGUUGAGAACCCCGCUAUAACUGCUGUUAAGAGGCAGCUAGGGACACAUUAUAGAGAGGAUGGUCCGCCACUUGGUAUUGAAUUUGACCCACUUCCAUUUGGUGCAUUUGAGUCCUCAAUGCAGGAUCCUGAUAAUGAGCCUUACUAUGAUGGAGAACCUUUUCUACUAGCCUCGCCUGAUGAUUCAAAAAUCCAGAGGCAUCCUAAUUUUGGCAAGGGAUAUGAAUACAAUUCCAACAGAGUCUCUCGUUACUCUGACAUGGAUAGAACCAGUUUCAAAAUGCGCCAUUGGUCUGAUAUUCCCGGAAAUAACUUACAGCAAAAAUUUGGGCAGAAGCCAAAUUUGUCCAAUCACAGUGAUUAUUGUUCCGAGGACUUUUCUGAGGGUUUUGCAAGAGAUAGACCAGGUUUCAAGAGCAGGGACGACCGCCAAAUGAAGCCACAUGAGGAUUCUGUAUCUAGCCAACAUGAUUACAUUGAGCACGAGUCUUCAAAUUUGACCAUAAAAGGCAAAGAAUAUCACUAUAACAGAGAGAAAGGGCUUUCUCGGGGAAUUAUUAAGAGUGGCAUGGAUUUUGGAGAAACAAGGGCAGUGAAUGACAAUUGUGAGCCAGUUCGUGUAAAGAUGUCCCUGAAGAAUGAAAUAAGAGCUGCAAAAAGAGUAAAGGGUGAAUUUCUUCAGCAGCAUGUGAAGGGAUCCUCAGUUCUAGAUAACCAACCAUGGGCACAUCAUGUUAAGAGGUCUGCUGUGAAGAAGCCAUCUAGUGUUAGCGAAGAUUUUAGAAGUGCAGAAACGAGUUCUAAUUGUAGUCGGUAGGAGAAAUCCCUGCAGUUUAGUAUUUAAACGUCGUGCAGCUAGUUUGUAGAGUUUGACAUUUUAUCACGUUGUAAGAUUAUCAAGUUCUUGUACGAACACUGUAUUUAACAAGAAAAUCCAUUUGGUUAUGUUCUUGUCCA